UAAUUGAAAGUUAGAUUUACUAGUUAUUUUUCUCCUGACAGCAAUUCGAUUCCUGAUUGGAGCGGAGCGUAGCCACGAGCCAGUGCACGCGCGCACACGCUUGUUGUCCCCUCCAUAAAUAGUUCAGUCCGUCUCAGCGCGAGCAACGCUCUGAACAAACAACUGUACGACAGCCAAAGUUUCCCGAAGUUUUUCUUAUUAUUACUAGUAAUAUUUUAAUAACUUCUAAUAAAUGGAGGGUGAAUGCCGUCGAGGGAAGGAGAAGAAGCGGAGGAGACGCUGCAUUAUUUUUUGUGUUGUCGCUGUCUUGCUUGUGUUUAUUAUCUUGGCCGUGGUGUUGGGACUGACGCUGCGUGGCAAGACACUUCACACUUCAGACACACUUCAGGGAACAUUUAUUGCCAGGUGUGAAAAGUUCUCCGGAUACGACUGUCAAAAGAUAUGGGGAGUAUUUCAGCAGGCCUAUGUAGGACGGGACCCUUGUAAUGUACCAGUGGAAGAAUAUAACCCUCUCAUUGAUGCAGCCCCCUUCAAACCUGCAUGCAACAGAAUGAUGUUCUGGAGCAAAACAAAGGAUGUCGUCCACGAUUUCACUGAGAAGAGAGAUUGUUUUGGGACUCUGGAGGAAACUCUGUUGGGAUCUGUGCUGGAUGGUCUGACCUGGUGUGGAAAGGAGGGCAGCAGCGAAACAUUCACUACUGGCUGCCCAAGAUGGACAGACUGUGAAAACAACCCUGUUCGCUCAUUUUGGAACAGAGCCUCAGCUGGAUUUGCAGAUGCUGCCUGUGGUGAUGUCACAGCGAUGCUAAAUGGAUCCAUCCCAACACCUUUCAGUCCUGCGAGUAUUUUUGGCAGCAUCGAGGUGAAGAGAUUCAACUCCACCAGAGUGAAGAGCCUGAAUAUUGUCCUGGUCACACAAGAUAAUGAUGUGUCAAACUGUAAAAAUCCAUCUUUAAAUGACCUGCAGAAAGAGCUGGACACAGGAAUUAAAUAUAAUUGCAAGGAAGUAGCGAUAUCUCAGAUCCAGGAGUGUAGCUCCCAUCCAGAGAAACCCUGUGGAGCCUGCUGGUGAAGAUGUGUCAGAUUAUACUAUCAGACAACAAUAACAAGCCAUAAAAACAAACAAACAAACAAUAAAAAAAGUCUUAAUUUCAAUUUCAACAAUGUGCCAUCAUAAUGUGAGUCUUUUUGUACAUGUGGACCAGUUUGACUUAAUGUGAAAUGUAUCUUUUUACACAGAUUUCAUGGAUAUAUUUACAUUAUCACAAUGCAUCUUUUUAGUGUUUUUAAGUGAAAAGGUUGUGAGUCUGAUGGGGGAUUUUUUUUUUUUACCAAGUCUUAAAGAGUUGUGGUAAAUUGUCAUGUGCUGUACUGUAGAGUAAGAUGCUGCUAUCUUAUUAUGCACAAAUGAUAAUAAUACAUUUUCAGCAUUAAUUUCCAUGAAUACCAGGAGAUUUCAUUGUAUUACUCAUGAGAAACUGAAUAGUUUUUGAAUUUCAAUACAUUUGAAUUAAAAAGGUGUUUUUUUUUUCC
Messenger RNA from Thunnus maccoyii (southern bluefin tuna), 1533 nucleotides. Its product is annotated as ADP-ribosyl cyclase/cyclic ADP-ribose hydrolase 1-like. NCBI's taxonomy places the organism in Eukaryota, Metazoa, Chordata, Actinopteri, Scombriformes, Scombridae. Gene Ontology annotation, molecular function: NAD+ nucleosidase activity; phosphorus-oxygen lyase activity. The transcript is spliced from 8 exons. The record is from RefSeq and is a predicted model, not a curated record. Gene Ontology annotation, biological process: positive regulation of B cell proliferation. Gene Ontology annotation, cellular component: plasma membrane. The coding region runs from base 233 to 1072 and encodes 279 amino acids.